UUUGACUAUGGGUCUCAAUAAAGACAGACAGACGGAAACAUUUAACCUUCUUGAUAGCUCGAAAACAGUUGUGAAUUUAUUAAAAACGGGAAUUCAGCAGUCAGUGCAAAUGUUUAAAUGUAAUAAUAAUACCACAAGAUAAAUGAGUUUCCGUAGCAUAAUCCUUGUAGCCAUCAUCCCGUUAGUUUUAUGCGCCCUGCCCCAAGAACGCAAGUACACGACGAAAUAUGACGAUAUAGAUUUGGACGAGAUCAUACAAAAUGAGCGCAUUUUGAAGAAAUACAUCGACUGCCUUCUGGACAGAGGAAAAUGCACGAGAGAUGGAAUGAUAUUAAAAAAACAUAUGCAGGACGCCAUAGAGACAGACUGCAUAAAGUGUAGCAAAAAGCAAAAAGAAGGCUCGGAAUAUAUCAUUAGAUAUCUGAUAGACAACAAACCCCAUUACUGGUCUUCGCUGGAGGAAAAGUACGACCCCACUGAAAGUUACAGGAGAAAAUAUUUGGAAAGUAGAAAGUAUGAACACAAAAUUGGAAAGGUUUCCGGAAUGUCCAGCCAGUUAUUGGCAACAGUACACUGGGUUGCCUAUAGUCAAAAUGAUAAUUAAUCCACUUAUACUUAUGAAUGA
Molecule: messenger RNA, 625 nt
Organism: Aethina tumida (small hive beetle)
Lineage: Eukaryota; Metazoa; Arthropoda; Insecta; Coleoptera; Nitidulidae
Product: ejaculatory bulb-specific protein 3
Exons: 4
Coding region: 143-604 (153 amino acids)
Source: RefSeq, a predicted model, not a curated record